Molecule: messenger RNA, 1422 nt
Organism: Entrophospora sp. SA101
Lineage: Eukaryota; Fungi; Glomeromycota; Glomeromycetes; Entrophosporales; Entrophosporaceae
Source: the annotation of a GenBank genome assembly
AUGACAGUAAAUGAGUUUUCUGAAUUUGAUAAAAAACUAAACGAACUGCUUGAAAGAAAACCACCUGGGACUAGUGCCUCAAAAAUAAAAGAUCUAACUAAGAUAGCUUUGAAUAGCCCAAAGCAAUACAAAAAUAUUGUUCACAGUAUACAGAAGUUUAUUCAAAGAUGCCCAUCUGAUUAUAAAUUGGGAGCAUUAUAUGUGUUGGAUUCAAUAUCGCAAACGGCUCAAAAACAAAAAGGACCAGCAAAGACAAAAAAUAGUGCCGAAUAUCUUGAUAGAUUUGAGAAAUUAAUGCAAUGUCCAGAACAUGACAAGUUUAACGAAAUAUUAGAACUUUGCGGUCGUACAGGUCUUGAAAAUCCUUCUGAUUAUGUUGGAGAACAAUUAGAUCAUAAUAAAAGCUCCAAAGACUCUUUUUUCCAACAAGAAUUAGAAAAAGAAAAACAAACAUUAUUAUUAAAAAAGUCAUCAAUACGUAAAUUUAAUAGUCCAAGAGCGUUAGUAUUAUUACCAUCAAGAGAAUUGGUAGAACAGGUACAAUCUGUUGCUAAAAUAUUAUCUCAUUUUGCAAGAUUUCGUGUAAUAUCAUUUACCUCAAAAAAUGAACGUCGUUUAAUUAGACGUAGUUUGGCUUUGCCAAUUGACAUGAUUAUAUCAACUCCGUCAAGUAUCCUUAAAUACACCGAGGAUGGGCUAUUGAGCUUGUCAGAACUCAAAUAUAUGGUUGUAGAUGAAGCUGACACUAUGUUUAGCAAAGGGUUUGGUGAAGAGGUCAGAAAUAUUAUACAAAAAAUCAAAAAAAUUGUUGAAAAACAAAAUGAAAAAUUAGAAAAACAACAAUCUACUUAUAACCAUUAUAAUAAAUCAAUUAAUGAAUUAUUAGAUGAAGAAUUGCCUUCUAUAAAACGUUUAACCAGUCAUUCGUUACAUAAAGUUUUGCCAAAUCUUCAACAUGAAUUUAUUGAUAUGAAAACUUACAAUUUUAAUAAAUCUCAAGCUAUAUUAGAAGUACCAUCAUCAUCAAUAUUAACCAACAACAGCAGUACAAUAAUAUUUUGUAACACAAGGGUAAGUUCAAGAGCCCUUGAAGCAUUUUUAAAGUCUAAAGGAUUUCCAGUGAUAGGUUUAUAUGGUGAUAUAGAUGAUCGUACAACAAAGUUGGAAGCAUUCAAAAAUCAAUCGUUAGAUGCUAAAGUUUUAGUUUGUACUGAUAUUGCUUCAAGAGGUCUAGAUACAACAUUUGUUGAUCAUGUUAUAUUAUAUGAUUUCCCUACUAAUAUGAUUGAUUUUUUGCAUAGAAUUGGUAGAACAGCUAGAAUUGGCAAAAGAGGUAAAGCUACUUAUUUCAUCACAUCAUCCAAUAGAAUCUUGGCAGAAAGAAUCAAAAGGAACAUUAGAGAUAAUAGAGUUUUAUCAUGA